Molecule: messenger RNA, 1677 nt
Organism: Populus nigra (black poplar)
Lineage: Eukaryota; Viridiplantae; Streptophyta; Magnoliopsida; Malpighiales; Salicaceae
Exons: 2
Coding region: 612-1514 (300 amino acids)
Source: RefSeq, a predicted model, not a curated record
UCAUGCAAAACAUUUGCCAGUUGAAGAGAGCAACUCAAGCUGGGUUUUGACUAUUGCAUGUAAAAACAAACAGUUUGGUCAUUGAAUAGUGCAUGUCGAACGAAGAAAUUGCAUGGUGAGUGUCAUCUAUUAGUCAAAAAUUAGCUGAAAACGCAGACACAAACGCAAAGUGAAAGAAAAAACAAUAAUGGGUCAGAGAGCAAAGCCACAUACUUCAUGCAGAACAUAAAAAAUUUAGGACUCCCUUCGGCGCUGCCCUUUUAUGCCUUGGACUACCUGAUAAUGAUCUGUUCCGAUCUGAGAAAUAAUAGAGCCUCCAAAUCAGUGUCCACAACCUGCCAAUCUGCUACAGAGUUGUAACAUGGAGUAAAUCUUUUUUCUACAUAAUCUGCCAAAAGAGCUCUUCACAUGUCUUUGUUUGUAGUGAAUAGAUAAAGCAUUUUAGCUGUCCUAUUACAGUUGGUCCUAACACCAAUCUACUCACGGGCUCAUUAUAUGCAGACAUAGUAUAUUUUUCUAGAUCUAUAGAAUAAUUCUACAUUAAAUGAAGAUCUUCAUAGAGGAGUACUAACUAGAGAUGCUUUUAGUGGAACCUUCUUCCCGCUUCUCCCAUGUCUGCUCCCAUGGCUCCAAUCAUUAUUCAUGCUCUUCUAGCAACUUUGUUUGCACUCCCACUUUCUCUCAUUGCUGAACCAGCAAACAAUCCAACCUCCCGAAUCAUUAUUGUUGGUGUUGUCUACUGUGAUACCUGCUCAACCAACACUUUCUCCAGAUACAGCUGCUUCUUGCCAGGUGCGGAUGUUCACAUUCAAUGUACAUUCCAAGCAAUCUCACCAAAAACUACAGAGAAGAUUGAGUUCUCUGCUAACAGAACAACAGAUAGAUAUGGAAUAUAUAAAGUGACAGUGCCAGAGGUUGAUGGUGUUGAUUGUGCGGAGGGAUCGACAAUUGAAUUAGUAUGCCAGACAAGUUUAAUACGGAGCUCAUAUCCAGCCUGCAACGUUCCUGGUUUAAAGAUGUCAACAGACGUGAUAUCAGUCAAGUCAAAGCAGAACAAUCUCUGUAUUUACAGCAUGAAUGCUUUGAGUUACAGACCUUCCAAAAAAAAUGCUACCUUGUGUGGGAAACACAAAGAAGAGUUGCAGAUUUCUUUCAACUCUUCAAAGUUUUUUCUCCCUUACUUCCCACCCUAUGGGUUCCCAUCGCAUACCUUGCCUAACAUGUCACCAUCACCCUUCCCUCCAUUACCUACGCCAUCUCAGCCUUUUCCUCCCUUGCCAUCUCCUCGCCCACCUUCUUUGCCCUUUCCAUUUCCACCCCUCUCACCAACCCCAUCUCUUUUCCAUCCAACGCCUCCACCAGCAUUUAAUCUAGGAAAUCCAAGGGCAUGGAUACCGAAUACCCCUUCAUUAGCACCUCCACCACCGCCUGCUUUUAAUCUAAGAGAUCCCAGAACUUGGAUACCAUACUUCCCUCCAUCCCCACCUAAUAACCCUCAGAACCAAAAUCCAUGAUAUUUUGCUCCAGUUAUCUCCAAAUUCAUGUUUCAUAUGUUAUAUUUCAUAAUUAUAUGAAGCUUCUAUGUAUGAUGAAAAACAGAUUAGUAUAGGAAUACAAUGUAAUCCAUUAAUCCCUUAAUGAGAUAAUUACAGCUACCAUUGACUUUCUGUAAAUAAA